AGUCAUGGUUGGGUUUUUACAGGGAUAGCCACUGAUGACCCGAAUGCGGUGGUGAUAGGACUGGCUCCUCAGCACUUUCACUACGAGAUGAUGAACAAAGCAUUUCGGCUGAUUUUGGAUGGUGCUCCUCUUAUAGCUAUACAUAAAGCCAGGUAUUUCAAGAAAAAAGAUGGCUUGGCUCUGGGACCUGGACCUUUUGUAGCUGGGCUGGAAUAUGCAACGGACACCAAAGCGACAGUGGUGGGGAAGCCAGAGAAAACCUUCUUCCUAGAAGCUUUGCGAGGGACUGACUGUGCUCCGGAGGAGGCCGUCAUGAUUGGUGAUGACUGCAGGGAUGAUGUUGGUGGUGCCCAGGAUGCAGGCAUGCGUGGGAUUCUGGUAAGGACUGGUAAAUACCGUCCGGCAGAUGAAGACAAAAUCAAUCCGGGCCCUUACUUAACCUGUGAGGAUUUCCCAGAGGCAGUGGAACAUAUCCUCGAGCAUCUCCUGUGA
Molecule: messenger RNA, 492 nt
Organism: Eurypyga helias (sunbittern)
Lineage: Eukaryota; Metazoa; Chordata; Aves; Eurypygiformes; Eurypygidae
Gene: HDHD2
Product: haloacid dehalogenase-like hydrolase domain containing 2
Exons: 4
Biological process (GO): dephosphorylation
Molecular function (GO): phosphatase activity
Source: RefSeq, a predicted model, not a curated record